Molecule: messenger RNA, 5346 nt
Organism: Ochlerotatus camptorhynchus
Lineage: Eukaryota; Metazoa; Arthropoda; Insecta; Diptera; Culicidae
Gene: MED14
Product: mediator complex subunit 14
Exons: 6
Coding region: 347-5146 (1599 amino acids)
Biological process (GO): regulation of transcription by RNA polymerase II
Cellular component (GO): core mediator complex; mediator complex
Molecular function (GO): transcription coregulator activity
Source: RefSeq, a predicted model, not a curated record
CACAACUGUCAAAAGUGAAAAAUGCCACUGUGUUGUUUUUGCUUUCCCGUGGAAAUGCUGCUCUGAUUUUAUUCAAUUCUUGGUGGUAAUUUUAGCUUGAAAGUGGAAAAUUUCCUACCGAAACUGUGUAACGAUGUCCGUUUGAUCGGUUGUCGGUGAAAUUUCCACCGCGGAAGCGUUUUCCAGUUGGAAAAAGAACAUUUUCUGCGCCAGUGCUACGGUGUUUCCCCUUCUCCCCCCGUGGUAAACGUAGAGAAGAGUGGAGCGCUCCUGAACUCAUUAAAGUUUUUUAGUUAAUUGCAAUCUAAUUCCUAUUCGGGAAGGUUGCGAAAGCAAGGUUUGAAUAAUGACUCCGCAACCGCUCGAGCAGGGAGGAGCUGUCGCCAGCUUCAUCCCGACCGGGCAGGAAAUGGCGCAGCGGCAGAAUCUGAUCCCACUCGGGAGAUUAAUCGAUUUUAUCAUUCAGCGGACGUACCAUGAGCUAACGGUACUGGCGGAACUCUUACCCCGGAAGACGGAUAUGGAACGUAAGAUCGAAAUCUACAACUUUUCGGCCAGCACCCGGCAGCUCUUUAUUCGUCUGCUAGCGCUGGUUAAGUGGGCGAACUCCGCAUCCAAAGUGGAUAAAUCGGCCAAGAUUAUGGCCUUUCUGGACAAGCAAUCCCUUCUGUUCAUGGACACGGCGGACAUGCUGUCGCGGAUGGCUCGUGAAACGCUAGUCAACGCUAGGCUUCCGAACUUUCACAUUCCGGCAGCGGUGGAAAUUCUCACCACCGGGACCUACUCCCGGCUACCGUCGAUCAUUAGGGAGCGGAUCGUUCCACCGGAUCCGAUAACUUUGGUUGAGAAGCGUCAAACACUGCAGCGUUUGAAUCAGGUUAUUCAGCAUCGACUAGUGACCGGAAAUUUGCUCCCUCAGCUGAGAAAGUUCAAGAUUGAAAAUGGUAGAGUCACCUUCAAAGUGGAUCACGAAUUUGAGGUUUCGCUGACGGUCAUGGGUGAUGGGCCGAACAUCCCGUGGCGUCUGUUGGAUAUUGAUGUUUUGGUGGAAGAUAAGGAGACGGGAGAUGGUAAAGCUUUGGUUCAUACACUGCAGAUUAACUACAUUCAUCAGUUGAUCCAGGGACGGAUUGUCGACAGUCCGGAUGCACUGGCAGAGGUCUACAAUUGCCUGCAUUAUUUCUGUCAAUCGCUGCAGCUAGAAGUGCUGUAUACGCAAACUCUUCGCUUGAUGCGUGACCGGCUGGAUGAUCACAUUCAAGUUGAUGAGUACAUUCCGGGCACAAAACUGACAGUAUCCUACUGGCGCGAGUUGACCAACAAGGACCCCAAAUCGGUACUCGGUUAUAGGUUGAUGAUUCAAACGGAUUUAAAUGAUUCCACCAAGCAGCUGGCUAUUUUGCAUAUUCCGUCGAUUGGGACCAAAGAGGUGGACAUCGCUGACCGUGCAGUGCGUUCCGAGUUGCUAUCGAUGGAACGGCUCCUUGUUCACACGGUCUACGUUAGAUCACUGGCCCGUUUGGGUGAUCUGAAAACCGAACUUCAGCUGUUCCUCAAGGAUGUGGAUUACAAUAUCCAAGGCACUCCUGCUAUGUUGACGGUUCCCGUGCUGAAUCCAUGCCUUCGGGCCGAACAGAUCUACAUCACCGUUGACACACAUACGGGAAUGCUCCGUUGUCACGUUCCCAAGCACUUGGACUGUCCAAUCAUGCCGGAAAUGCAGCAAGCGUUGAACAACAAUCGCAGCAAGCUGCAGCAUCUAUUUUCGGAACUGCGCUAUUGGAUCACCCAGCGCAGAUGCGAAAAGACCCUUCAGCACUUACCCGCGACAACACAGGAACGGCUGCCGUUGGUUUUCCCCCCGGAUCAUCCCAUUGAAAAAAUCGGACCGCAUAGGGUCUACAUCCAGAUGUGCCGCCAUUCGAAUGUCAUUUUGAUCGUCGAACUUAAAGAGCAGAAAUCCAGUCCCAACGAGAUGACCUACACUUUCUAUCUUGUUCUGGUGAAGCCGUCCUCGGUGGAAGACAGCCAAGCUCAAGAUCAGGAUCAGUCACAGACAACCGGUGCCUCGUCCAGUCAGUCGGGACCGGGUUCUGUGCCACCGGGAGGCCCACCAAGCGUCUCAAGUGUUACAGCCGGAGGAACUACCCAGUCCUCAUCGGCGGCCGGCGGAGCUCCCGAAAACGAUGGAAUGCCAAAAAUGUACCUCAAAGUUCAGGCUCUGAUCGAAUUUGACACCUUUGUUGCAACUCACGGCCCCGGAACAUACGUAGAGGAACAAUCGCUCGGAUGCAAGCGCAAACUAUUCCCCGGGGAAGGCCCUUCCGCGAAGCAAUCGAAAAUCAUCUACCCGGCUUACUUCAUUCCGGAGCUGGCGCAUGUCGUGGCCAUGUGUGACGAGAAGCUACCGUUCGUAGCCCUCGCCAAGGAACUUACUCGCCGCAAGAUUCCACACGGUGGCGUCCAAGUGGAAGCCAAUGCAACUUCUUUGGUACUGAAGUUGCUGACAUUGCCGCAACCUAAACCCCCGGUGAUUCCGGUUUCCAGCACUGCAGCGGCAGCAGCAGCAGCCACAGCAGCUCAAUCGGGUCCAGAUCAAAAACCACCCGAGCCGAAGGUGGUUAGUGUUCCUAAGAUUGAGAAGGACGUCUGGAAUGCACUGCUGAAACGGCUUCUCUCUGUGUCGGUCCGUGCUCAGAUCAACAAGAGCACUCAGACUCGGCUGUGGACCACAGAACUGGUGUUCUACGGAACGCCCCUAUCCAGCACUCAUCACAAGGAGCAGGGAAUGCGGCGGGCAGUUUAUUUGACUUACGAUAUGCUUCCCGUUGAUUCGGUGGAUAAGAUCGUCGAUAUGAUAUUGAAUGAUUGGUCCAAGAUAGUCUACCUGUACACGCUGGUGCACGACUUCCGUGAGCAAAUCAAGAAUGACAAGUACAACCUGCACAACAUCGUCACCAUCAAGUCGUAUAGCUAUACGAAUCUUCUGUUGGCCUACGGACCAAACAAGGAAGUCAACGUAAACAUCUACUGGGACACCGACGCCAAGGAGUUCAAAAUGGUGUUCACUGGAGGCAACAACGCUAUCAAUGCACAUUCAAUGAUGCGAGAUCAGCUGCAGGCUCAUCUGAACCACAACUACGAUCUGGCUCAGAUCGUCAAUCUACUUCACGAGACGUACCAACCGCUGUCGUCCAUUGCCAAACUCCCAAUCAUACCGCAUCUGGCAAUACUGCAAAAUCCCAAGGUCCCGGUCCUAUCAUUCUGCAUCAUUCCGCAAUCUCCCACUCUGCUGAGGAUUUCCUUCCAGGGAGUCUACUGUCUGGAGGUGCGCCUUCGCGCAAGUGGUCUCUGUUCGAUCCGAGACGGUGCCUACAGCCGAUUCGAUCGCAGUCACGUAGUCGAGGAAUUUACCCCUACCCAAGGACUGAAAGGUUUCCUCUCCAAAUACGUCGACGAGUCCGCCGUCUACCGGCGUCGGUCUCAAUCGGAAGACGACAAUCCACCGUCGCCCAUCACCAUGGAAGACCCUCAUGGUGGUCCAGCCUCCGUGGGAUCGACCUUCCUCAGCGGAAGUGGUAUGCGUGGCCCGCAAAGUCCACGCGACCCGGGACUUCGUUUCGCAGCACCCUUGACGCCUCCCUCGGGAUCGAAUCCGCACACGCCAGCUUCGCCGCAUCCGCAGGGAAUGGGAGGCGGUCAGAGUCAUCCGAACUUCAACAUGACUUCCCCACCGGCUCCGCAUAUGCCGCAUCCAUCGCCAAGUGGUGGCUUGAUGCCGUCGUCUCCGCUGAAUCCACAACCCAGUCCGAUGGCGGCGCAUUCCCCAGGACCGUCCAACCUGCCCUACAUGGGCCACACGGAUAGUCCCUUCAGUGCACACUCACCGGCGGCAUCCAACUGGCCCGGUUCGCCGGGAAUGCCGAGACCUUCGCCCCGGCCCGGACAGAGUCCUGACCAUAAGGUUCAGACACCCCAUCACAACACUUCGCGAGUGCUUCCGGCACGUUCCUGGGCUGGUGCCAUUCCCACUCUCCUGACGCACGAAGCCCUGGACACGCUGUGCCGCGCAACGUGUCACCCACAGAAGGAAAUCCCCGGACCGGAACUCAGUCCCCUGGAACGCUUCCUCGGAUCGGUGUUCAUGCGUCGGCAGCUUCAACGAAUCAUUCACCAAGAAGAUAACCUAACGGCCAUCACGUCGAAUGAACCCGGAGUGGUGCUGUUCAAAGCGGACAACCUCCAAUACCAGGUGUUCCUGAAUCCCAACCACAUGCAAUCGCUGCACAUGAAGAUCAGCCAAGCACCGAUGGCUCCCACCAUGGACGGCAAACCGCCAUACCAAUGGUCACCAGAUGAUCUCCAGAUCCUGGAGCAAUUCUUCGACCAACGGGUCGCUGCUCCACCGUACCGCCCGGCCGUCGUAACCAGCUUCACCCGUAUGCUGAACCUCCCGUCGCAGGUGAUGAAAGAUUUCAUCCAAAUAAUGCGAAUGGAUUUAAUCCCCGAUCUGGGUCAGGGCAACAAAUGGAACGUGCAAUUCAUUCUCCGUAUGCCACCGUCCGGAACACCGAUCGUUCCCGUUGGAACAACCACCAUUCUUUCCCAUCGUCAAAAGAUUCUUUUCUUCAUCCAAAUAACACGUAUUCCGUACCUGCCCAACAUGGAAUGGAAGGACUCGGUUACCAUGGUACUUCCGAUGGUUUACGAUAUGACCGUUAACCACACCUCGCUGGCGGAACGGCGCGAACAGGUGAUACCGCAGCUGACCAGUGCCGUCAGUGCCCAUCUGCGGCGGUUCGUCGAGUGCACCGGUCUCCAGCAGGGUGAAUGCUCUCUCUUCCCGGCGGUACGCGAUCUGCUCAUGAACCUAACCCUACCAAACGAACAACCUCCACCGGGACAGAUGGCCAAUCAGAUUGGAGCGAUGGGUGCCAUGGCACCGGGAGGUCCGGGCCCCGGCCCUAUGGGAGGCCAGAUUGCACCGUCACCGGUGGGAGCCCAGGUUGGAUCGAGUCCGAAUCCGAUGAUGCACUCACCUAUGCAGAUCGGAGCCGGCGGGCAGCAGGCCAACUACGGCGGAAUGGUCGGUGGAGGUGUACAGUCAGGUGGACCGGGAGGUCCCGGCGCCGGAGGGCCCAACUGAAAUACCCAAUCUGCUAUUGAUUGAUAAGGCUUUGUUUAUAAAUAAGUUACGAUACAGUAACAUACAAAAUCUACAAGUUCUACUCACGGCAGACGAGAGUACAUAUAGGUACAUAUAUCAAACUUAGCAGAAGUAUGAAUAAUCAGAACGUGAUUAAGUGCAUAGAAAUAAAGGAUUAUUCGUAAGUAAUCUUGGAAAUA